Messenger RNA from Ascochyta rabiei, 1029 nucleotides. RefSeq lists its product as uncharacterized. The record is from RefSeq and is a predicted model, not a curated record. Gene Ontology annotation, biological process: nuclear mRNA surveillance; TRAMP-dependent tRNA surveillance pathway; U5 snRNA 3'-end processing. Lineage: Eukaryota; Fungi; Ascomycota; Dothideomycetes; Pleosporales; Didymellaceae. Bases 1 to 1029 code for a protein of 342 amino acids. Gene Ontology annotation, cellular component: cytoplasmic exosome (RNase complex); nuclear exosome (RNase complex). The transcript has a single exon.
AUGGCAACUACUGCUUCCGCGCCUCCACCCGCUCUCACAUUCCCGCGCCCUAUUUUCGCCGCUGUGUCGCCUCACCCGUUUCUACAAGCGCAUCUCUCCGCCAGCAAGUCCGCUCUCCGCGCCAAUGGCCGCGCCGCACACGAGUUCCGCGCGCCGGGCGUAAACACAGGGAGCCUGACACAUUGCAACGGCUCGGCAGUAGUGCGACUGGGCAACACAAGCGUCGUGUGUGGCGUACGAGCAGAGAUGCUAAAAGAGGAGGACACACCAGGAACCGCCUCGCCAGCCGCCGUGGACGCCAACGGCGACGUGGACGGCGACGAAACCGAGGACGUGGAAGGCGACGAGGUCGAGAGCCUGCGCCUGCUCGUGCCCAACGUCGAGCUCAGCACCGGCUCCACACCCGCACAUAUUCCCGGCAACGCGCCCUCGACCUUUGCCCAAACCCUCAUCACGCGCAUACGCAGCCUGCUGCACUCGACGCACCUGCUGCGUGCCCGCGAUCUGCGCAUCACAUACACGCCCGCCACGAACCCGGAAGACGCCGACGCCGCGCCCGAGACAGAAUGCAAGGGCUACUGGGUGCUGUAUCUCGACAUCUUCUUCAUCAGCAUAGACGGCAACGCCUUCGAUGCUGCCUGGCUGUCUAUCCUCGCCGCGCUCAAGAACACACGAUUGCCCCGCGCCUACUUUGACGAAGAGUACGAGGGCAUACUGUGCUCGGACGAUCCGAGCGAGGCUAGGAGAUUGGACUUGAGGGGCCUGCCUGUGCCGAGUUCGUUUGCUGUGUUCGAGGGGAGAGGCGAGGGAGAUGGCGAGAAAGGGGAAGAGUGGGUGUUGAGCGAUCCCGAUGCGUUUGAGGAGGGUGUGUGUAGGGAGACGGUUACAAUCACUGUUGACGAGGGCGUGAUUAGGCGCCUGGAGAAGAGCGGUGGCGGAGCCGUGGGGAGGCAGACGAUGAAGGGGUUAGUGAAGAGGGCGACAGAGAGAUGGCGUGUUGUCGAGGGCGCAGUGAGUGGGAGGUCGUGA